Molecule: messenger RNA, 1920 nt
Organism: Cucurbita pepo subsp. pepo (vegetable marrow)
Lineage: Eukaryota; Viridiplantae; Streptophyta; Magnoliopsida; Cucurbitales; Cucurbitaceae
Product: LOW protein: PPR containing protein
Molecular function (GO): protein binding; mRNA binding
Source: RefSeq, a predicted model, not a curated record
UCUUUCCACUCUCAAGUCUCACCCGCCAAUGGAGCCUCACCUUCACCUUAGCAACGCCCCAAUCUUCGGCUGGUUAUCCUUUCCCCCAACCUCCACAGUCGCUUCAAUGGCUUCCAUAAACCCCACUCCUUUCUUCAUCUCCUCUUCCCGCUCACGGAAACUUAACCGGACUUCCGACCAGUCCUCCGACGGCCUACAGAGAGAUCCCAAGAAGGGCCUGUCUCGGAUUCUGAGGAAAGAUGCUGCUAUUAGAGCUAUUGAGAGAAAAGCCAAUUCCAAAAAGUACAAUAACCUUUGGCCGAGAGCUGUUCUCGAGGCUCUCGAUGAGGCUAUUCAGGAGAAUCUUUGGGAAACCACUCUUAAGAUUUUUGGCCUACUUCGCCAGCAACAUUGGUAUGAACCAAGAUGCAAAACAUACACAAAAUUGUUGAUGAUGCUGGGUAAGUGCAGGCAACCUGAGCAAGCAAGCUUGCUGUUUCAGAUUAUGUUGUCUGAGGGGUUGAAACCUUCUAUUGAUGUUUACACUGCUCUUGUUAGUGCUUAUGGUCGAAGUGGCCUCCUUCACAAGGCCAUUGAAACAGUUGAUGAAAUGAAAUCCAUUUCUGACUGCAAGCCAGAUGUACAUACAUAUUCAAUUCUCAUUGAUUGUUGCACAAGAUACCGUCGUCUUGACCUUCUGAAGGACAUACUUGCUGACAUGUCAUAUCUGGGGAUUACAUGUAAUACAGUCACUUACAAUACUAUCAUUAAUGGAUUUGGAAAGGCUAAAAUGUUUGAGCAAAUGGAAAGCUUGUUAUUGGAAAUGAUUGAAACUGGUAGCUGCCUUCCAGAUUUGAUUACAUUCAAUUCUUUUAUCAGAGCUUAUGGAAAUAGUGAGCAGAUUGAGAAGAUGGAGAAGUGGUAUAAUGAAUUUCAGCUGAUGGGAAUUGAGCCAGAUGAUUGGACAUACAAUACUAUGAUCAGCUCGUACGGGAAAGCUAGAAUGUAUGACAAGAUGGUGUCGGUUUUGAAUUUCAUGGAAAAACGCUUUUUCUCUCCAACAAUUGUUACUAUGAAUACAAUCAUUGAUGUGUUUGGAAGAGCUGGAAAUGUUAAGAGGAUGGAAGAAUACUUCAGAAAAAUGAAACAUCAGGGAAUGAAGCCUAACUCUGUAACUUACUGUUCUCUUGUUAAUGCAUAUGGUAAAGCUGGUAAUAUUGAGAAAGUUGAUUCAAUUUUGAGGCAAAUUGAAAAUUCUGAUGUGGUACUGGAUACCCCUCUUUUUAACUGCCUUAUCAAUGUGUAUGGCCAGGCUGGUGAUGUGAGAAAGAUGGGAGAGUUAUUCUUGGAAAUGAAAGAGAAUAAAUGUGUUCCUGAUAGCAUUACAUUUGCUACAAUGGUUCAUGCCUUAAAGACUCAUGGCAUGACUGAGGCUGCUCAAAGAUUGGAAAAUAAGUUGAUUGUCGGUAGAGACGACAAGAUAAAUUAGUGCUUAUUUAUGAUUUUUGGAAACGCCACGUUCAACAUAGCUCAACGGUUAAGGCAUUACUACUAAUCUCAAGAGGUUGUAGGUUUGAAUCUUCCUACUCCACAUGUGAUGUAGAUUCAUAAGAUUAUGUUGGCAUGUCACUCAGUUCUCUUGUCGUAUAUAUGCUUCUUUGGAAACGCCACGUUCUGCCUACACCAGAAAAUCUCUUGCUUUUUUAGUGCCUUUUCCUUGCAGCUGAUUUUAUGUUGUUCUCAUGUACCAAAACUUUAUUAUCCUCUUACAUCCCUUUUAUAUCCUAUUGGUUUGAUGCAAAGAGGUGGGCUCUAAUAGAAUCUGGCUCGACAAGAAAACUGGAACAUUUCAAGCUUACCGCUCGCAAAUAUUGUCUUCUUUGGGCUUUUUCUUUCAGGCUUAUUCCCAAGAUUUUUAAAACACGUCUGCUAGGGAGAUGU